AUGCAACAUGGUCCCCUACAGCUUUUUCAUCUACUUCUAAACCAUGGGAUAGCACUGGUACGCUACUCCAGUCGUGAGGAAGCAUCAAAAGCUCAGUCAGCUUUGAACAAUUGUGUCCUUGGCAACACCACCAUCCUCGCUGAUAUACCGAGCGAGUCCGAGGUCCAGCAGUACCUUCAGCUUGCCAGUUCUAGCGGGAUGGGAUGGACAAGCAAUCAAUCCUCAGGGAGUGCCAGCACUUCGUCGUCUGGCUUCCGCAGCAACGGUAGCUCGUACCCCUUCAGCGGAAGUGGGGGCAGUGGCAGUAGCCGUAUGGAAUCGGGUACUUGGAACCCCACCAGCUCUCGUUUGUGGGCUUUCCCCGGUAACAGCAGCAGCAGCCUGUGGAGCACUCCUACUAAUAUGAGUGACAGAAAUCAAAACUCGCGUUCCUUCUACAAUUCCUUUUUGUCUAGCGAUUUGUUGGGCACCGAGUCCAUGUAA
Molecule: messenger RNA, 483 nt
Organism: Limulus polyphemus (Atlantic horseshoe crab)
Lineage: Eukaryota; Metazoa; Arthropoda; Merostomata; Xiphosura; Limulidae
Product: protein Gawky-like
Exons: 1
Coding region: 1-483 (160 amino acids)
Biological process (GO): positive regulation of nuclear-transcribed mRNA poly(A) tail shortening; miRNA-mediated post-transcriptional gene silencing
Cellular component (GO): nucleoplasm; P-body
Molecular function (GO): nucleic acid binding
Source: RefSeq, a predicted model, not a curated record